Messenger RNA from Loa loa (African eye worm), 393 nucleotides. RefSeq lists its product as hypothetical. Bases 1 to 393 code for a protein of 130 amino acids. NCBI's taxonomy places the organism in Eukaryota, Metazoa, Nematoda, Chromadorea, Rhabditida, Onchocercidae. The transcript has 4 exons. The record is from RefSeq and is a predicted model, not a curated record.
AUGUCUGGGGAUAAGCGAUGGCAACAGCAAAGUGUAUUUGAGAUACCGCUGAAUGGAACUAAUUCGUCAUCACAACAUUUUGCAAAUGUCAAGUACUGCAUCUCUGAGGAAAUUAGAUUGUAUAGUUUAACCUCUAGUCAGACUCGACGAAUAUCAUUUCUAGCAAAAGACAUCUUUGAUGAUUUGAAAACUAAAAUUCGAACAGACAUUUAUGAGUUCUUCGGUUAUCUUUUUGUGCUGAUUGGUUUACGCUGGAGUAUUGUGAUCAUAAGGAACAGCAUUUUUGCGAUCAUGGCCAAAAAUGCUGAAGAGGCUGCUCUGGAAUACAGGCAAGCACUGGAUGAUUUAAAAGACAACAACAAAAUGCAGAUUAAUUUCAAAAGUGGAAAUUAG